AUGGUCAUUCUGCAGCAGGUAGGUUUGAUUUCAACACACGUUCGUGUCCGACCAAGGUAAUAUUGGUUAAAGAGGCAACCAGUGUCUGUGCCAAUUAAGAUCCCCAUUAAGGCUGUUUUGACUUCAUUCAGUGGAGUUGAGGGGUUAAUAUAAUGACUGUUGCAGGAUUUAAACAUCUAUUGUUUACCAGAGUCAACUCAUCCAAACACAGUAAUUGUUUGGUUUGGUCGAGAAGCAACCUCUGCUUCUGGAAAACUUGCACUUUACUGUUAUAUCUAUCAAACUUUCCAGGAGUUUAUACCGUAUGUUCCAGGUCAAGGGUCAGUGUCCUUAAAGGGAUAUUCCGGCGUAAAAUUAAGGUAAGGUCAAACACACCAUAACACCGAGUUAGACACCCCGUCGAGAGAUGAAUGUUGCCGACUGCUUGCUUCUCUCUUUAUACCAACUUUAGUAACAACCACAGAUAGCAAUACAGAGAGCCACGCGCUCGACCAGAACGCCACUGUAUAGCCACAAAAAAUGCUCAGAACAGCACCUAACUUCAUCAACGGGAUAUGUUUGGUCCCAGCCAUAGUACUAGCCACCAAACAUCUGCUUGUUUGUACGGAGACCUCCAGGCGAGCCCAUCGACUGCCGCGGGUGAUGCAGCUCAAGGAAGAACAUUUAUGAUCAUUUCCUUGUGGAAAUACAAUCAGACCGAGACGCUAAGGCAGAAGAACUACUGCGUCUGCAGUGCAAAAUGAUUAAUAUGGUGAUUAUUACUUCAAGUAAAUGAUAAAGUAGUGAUCAUAAAUGUUCUUCCUUGAGCUGCGUCACCCCGCAGCAGUCGAUGGGCUCGCCUGGAGGUCUCCGUACCAGACCACCUCAGACCACUGUGUAUUGCUAUCGUGCGGUCAUUACUAAAGUUGGUAUAACUAGAGAAGCAAGCGGUCGGCAACAUUCAUCUCUCGACGGGGUGUCUAACUUGUUGUUACGGUGUGUUUGACCCUAACUUAAUUUUACACCGGAAUAUCCCUUUUAAGGGCUUGUGUCCUGCUAACCACAGUGUCCAUGACCUCAGUCUCUGACACUCCCUGUUUCUCAGUCAAGACAGUUGUCCUGUGGUACUUCCCUUUCAACACAUCCUGAACUCUGUUUUAAAAUGCUCAUUGUGCUUCAACUUUACGUCUAUUCAGUGAAAAUGUAAAAGCAGUUGAUAAAAAUCAUGUUGAGGCAUUAGCAGUAGCUGUAGACUUGGAGGUUUUAUUUUAAAAAUAAGGUCUGGUUAUUUUUUCUAUUGUACAGACUUCCACCAUCAGAAGUCCCACCCCCACCUUGACUUUGAUUGGUCAGUGAUAAAGACAUGGCAUUAGCUAACGGCUGUUUUUCAAUCCUUGAAUUAUUCUGUCUGGGAGCAGAUUGAGCAAAGCUGCAUUAAACACCUGACACAGAGGGAGUUACUGCACUUUGCAUUGAAAACACUGAAAAUGCAGUCAGUGGACACAGGCCCUUACAGCUGCCAAACCAAGAAACUGUGAUAGCUGAAGAAUAAAACCUCCCACCCAUUAGGUGACUUCUUUGGAGCCAUUGAAAGUAGACAUUAUAACCCAGUGAAUUCAGGGCUCACUUCUGUGUUAAAUACCCAAACAACCCAGAGCUGUGAGGUCGGGGUUAUAUCAUACCUGAUACUGGGCUUAAGGUGGACCGCUUUAAUUCUUUUUCAGACUUAAUCCUCACAUUCAGAGAGCCGGCAGCGAGGGGAACAGUGGAUGUGCGAUACAGUUUUAAUACUAACUACUGUAUUUAUUCUGCAUAAAUAACUCAAAAAUAAAACAAGUAAAGCAGAAUGUAUGAUAUUAUAAAAUAAGCACUUGCUAAUAGACUAAGUUAGAUUUUGAUGAUUUUAUUGACAUCGUAACAGAGCCUCUGGGUCAGAUUGGUGUUUUAUUUUUUUAGCAUAAAAACGUGCUGCAAUGAAAGCAGAAGUUUGCUUUCCAUUAAGUCCAGGGUUUCAGAGAGUUAUGAGGCAUUUAAAGAGGUAGUGAUGCAUUCAUAACACCUCAUGACUACAUUUUAAAAAUAUGAAACUUACUAAACAGCUGUAUGAAAAGUAGUGAAAGCUUUUAUUGGUGAUCAGUUAUAAGCUUAAGUAUGUCUUUUAUCGGUUUGAGACGAUAAAACCUGUGCUCGACAAAAACAAUCAGCAGCAGAAAUGAUCCAUGGUAAGUUAUUUUGAUCUGCACAGUAUGAUAAGUUCUAUAUUUUUAUGAAAGUGAAGUAAAUCUGGGGUAAUUUCAUGCUGAAAGAUAACAUAACAGUGUUGGUGAAAAAAUGUUUGUGCAUAUACAAGUCUGCACAACGAUGUAAGAUACCGAAAUGCAAAAAAUGAUGAGUUUGUUUCAUUAGGAUUGGAGCCCUGAGUUUGAAAACGAUUAUUCUUUCUCAUUUAUGUUUCAUUUCUGCACGCAUUCGAUUAUUUUCUCUCUCUGCUGAGUUUGAUGAUUAGAUUUAACCAGAGCUGUUUUGUUUUUUAAUCCAGGGGGACUAUGUGUGGUUGGACCUUAAAACGGGCCGAGAGUUUGACGUCCCUGUGGGAGCCGUGGUCAAACUCUGUGACUCUGGACAGAUCCAGGUUCUGGAUGAUGAAGGAACGGUGAGUCAAUAGCUCAUACUGACUCUGUAGAUGCCCUAUAGUAAAAACAUACUAGUACAUUUUAUUGUGCCCGUUGUUUGGUAAAAUUUACCGAAUGUUUUUGGUGUGCCAUGAAGUAGAAAAACUGAUACCUGCAAAUACAUGAAACUGGUCCUUUAAAGGGGCAGACAGUGAUGUAGAGUGAUUGGACUGGGAAAAAACAAAACAUUUACACGGCGAAUUCAAGUUUUGUUAUACUUGGCACUGAAUUUUGUAGGUUUGACCAAAAAUCUUUAAUCGGUAUUAAAAGCAUUUCAGUCAGUAGAAUAAGUAGACAAACUGGAAAUGGUGCAAGUAGUGCAAUGGUGGAAGAAAAGAUGCUGGAUGGUCUAAAUUUUGUCAGCCUAUGUUAGAUUUCAAGCAUUUACAGUUAGUGUCCCCCGAUUUUGCUUUGGCGUUGCACAGUCAAGAUAUCGAUGAUUAAAGCCAGACUCACAAACUUCUCUGUGCUGGUUCUCCUGGAGCUCUCGCCAUAUUUGUUCUUGUGUUUUUUGCACCCUUAGACAACAUUGAGGCAGCCAAUCAGGGCAGUGCCUCGUUAUUGUAGCAUCCCUCUCCACUCAGGUCACCGCAUGGAUAACGGGUUAGAAUCGGAGAGGCGGCAGAUCCUUAACGCAGGCUGGAUUUCUUAAAAGAGGAGAACAUAUAAAGCUACUAUGUGGAAAAUUUUCAUCUGCAUUUGACUCCAAACUAGAGGGGUUCGAUUCUUAACUUGUUCAGCCGUCUCAUUUUGGACAUUGCAAAUCCAAGUAAUAAACCAAAUCUUCUACUCUUUCCCUCCCCUUUCUCCUCACACAGGACCACUCCAUUUCCCCUCAGUAUGCCACCAACAUUAAGCCCAUGCACCCCACCUCCAUCCAGGGGGUGGAAGACAUGAUCCGACUGGGAGAUCUCAACGAAGCCGGCAUCCUCCGUAACCUGCUCAUCCGUUACUCUGAGCGUGUCAUCUAUGUGAGUAUCUGCUUCUUCGUUCGUGUUUCCGCAAAGGAAGGAGACGGACAACAGGCUGCAGAUGCGUUAACUUCUUAAUCGGGAUAAUCUGUUUACACAAACCUCCAACACGUUGAUGUUGAGUUGACUAUAAAUAAAGCCGUCAACAGGUUGUUUACCCAUAGACCCAGAUGGUCUUUAGGUUUAAACGGGGAUCUCUUCUAAAUAGGGUUUUCUUGAUAUUAAUGAAAGCUUUUCUGUUGUUUCAAACCUGCAGACGUAUACAGGUUCAAUCCUGGUGGCAGUCAAUCCGUACCAGCUGCUCCCCAUUUACACAGCAGACCACAUCCGCCUCUACACCAACAAGAAGAUCGGAGAGAUGCCGCCUCACAUAUUCGCCAUCGCCGACAACUGUUACUUCAACAUGCAGCGAAACCAAAAGGACCAGUGCUGUAUCAUCAGGUGUGCGUCAACUUGAGGUUCGGAUGGAGGGAAGGGAUUAAAGGAAGGCCUUUGUUAAUAUUCAGGGCCUCUGUGUGUUUGUGUGUGUUAAACAGCGGAGAGUCUGGAGCCGGGAAGACAGAGAGCACAAAGCUGAUCCUGCAGUUUCUGGCAGCCAUCAGCGGGCAACACUCCUGGAUUGAGCAGCAGGUCCUGGAGGCCACACCCAUCCUGGAAGGUCAGACCACUUCUCUGUUUGGACUCUGUACAAAGUUUGAUCUUAAAUGUACUGGGAUAAAAACUCCAAGGGUCAGAUAUUUGAGAGAGAGUCUCAGUUUUGUCAUCAUGCCUCCUUAUGAAACUGUUUCCAGGUAAAAACCCUUUUUCACCGACCUGUUAACACUCGCUUUGUCGCUCUUUAGGUCAGUUUACCUGCAGCCUGUUAUCCAACACUGUUCAGGAUUAAACUAGCAGCAGACGACGGCCCAGCCGAUUCUAAACUGGCUAAUACUGACCAAUCGCAAACAUUAAACUACAGUUGCUGCAAUUAAGUCUUUCUUUUUGGAUUCGUUCCCACUGAUCAUGAUUAAAGCACAUUUACAUAAACCGAGCAGCUGCCUCUCUUCACUAUGAUGCAGAUAUCUCUGAUGUUAUAUUUAAACAUUGAGUUUUUUAUUGUUUAAGACUUCAACAUUAUUCAUCUCAGCGUACAAUGCAUCUAUAUCCAACUAACAUACUUUUAUAAACCAGGGUACUUCAUAGGAGUUUAUCACCACACAUCCAGGUCUGAAAAACUAUUUGUUCAUUUUUUUGCAUUUUAAUCUCAAAAUAGUUUGAAUUUCUUUAAAGGACUCCCAUCUCGUGUAAAUAUUGAGCUUUUAAAAACCAGUUAAUUGAUUUCAUAGAUCAAGUUCGCUGGUUUGGAUUUAUAAAACUCCCCAAAAUGUUCCUUUUUGGUUUAGACUCGAUGUAAAACAAGCUCUGUGUUUUUGUUUCUGCCCCUCCAUCACCUCAAACUGCUGUUGUUUCAUUCCUCCAGCCUUCGGCAACGCCAAGACGAUUCGUAACGACAACUCCAGUCGCUUCGGGAAAUAUAUCGACAUCCACUUCAACAGGCGGGGAGCCAUCGAAGGAGCAAAGAUAGAGCAGUACCUGCUGGAGAAGUCGCGAGUGUGCCGACAGGUGAGACUCUGGAUCCUGGUUUACACAGCUCAGCUCAGAGGAUGAAUCCAUGUCAACAGAAGUUACUCGAAUGUUGAUUCAUCAUUUAAUCAGACCAGUUUCUGUAUGCUCUUGGUGCAAAAUGAAUGUUGUUGAGACGAAGUUUAUUAUUACAAUCUCUUUCAGGCUCCAGAUGAGAGGAACUACCACAUCUUUUACUGCAUGCUGAAGGGCAUGGCUCCUGAGAUGAAGUCAAAGCUGGGCCUGGGUCUCGCUACAGACUACGCUUACCUUACUAUGGUGAGUCGGUGUGACCGUGUGGGGCAGCUUUUGGGCUGCGUUUUUAGGUCAUUCUAAGUCUGAACUAAAACUCAGACUUGGUUGUUUUUACAUGGCCUAUGAUGUGGUAUGAACUGCUAUAAAAACUCACACACAGCCCUGAAUGCUUUGUAUGUUCACCUUUAUUAAUCUUAUUAUCAAUUACAGUCAUUUAUUUGUUCUUAUAACAGCAUUUUCCUGUUAAUCUUUGGAGAAAACUGAUGUUUUUGAUGAAAACCCCCUCAAAUGAGUCGACUCGUCAUUAGGGUCCCACAAUUUAAGUCUCUUAUUUAUCCAAAUAGAAGCAAAUGUUCCCUGUUUUCUUCCUCUGACCAGGGUCACUGCACAGAGUGUGACGGUCGUGAUGACCUAAACGAUUACUCCAGCAUCAUCUCGGCCAUGAAGGUCCUCAUGUUCACUGAGACCGAAAACUGGGAGAUCUCGAAGCUGCUGGCUGCCAUCCUGCACAUGGGGAACCUGCGCUUUGAGGGUAUGAUGUACACUAAUGAAAAGCAUUUUAAAGAGCACGUUCACAGGGUUAUUGCAGGUGCUUAAGGAUGUUUCCUAAUCGUGUAUAAGUGGUGUAAAGAUACUGAGAAUGUAGUGGGAAAAACUGUGAUCUUGAUUUCCCGCCUCAGCUCGUACGUUCGAAAACUUGGACGCCUGUGUAGUUGUGAGAUCUCCUGACCUUGUUACUGCUGCUUCACUCAUGGAGGUGAGUCUGGUGAACUAAAAAAGAUUCAUUCUGUAUGUUUCUACUAAAUGUUUCUACAGUUUAGAUUCAGAAAUAGAGACGCAAACCACUUCCAUAUUUUUUGGAGUCACCCUUCUGUGACAAAAAACAUGGAGUUUAUGUUUUCAUGUGCUCUGCAGGUGGAGCCUAAAGACGUGAUGGUGUGUUUGACCACACGAACCCUGAUCACCCGAGGGGAAAGUGUCACCACGCCUCUCAGUGUGGAACAAGGCCUGGAUGUCAGGGAUGCCUUUGUGAAGGUACAAAUAUUAACAGCUAUGCAAUUAUCCAAUGGCGGUCAAAGUUCUGAGGUAAUCGUACGCAUUGUUUUCAGUUUUUUAACAACUCAUAUAUUUCAGGGGAUCUACGGGCGACUGUUUGUGUGGAUCGUGGAUAAAAUCAACGCUGCCAUUUAUAGACCGCCAUCUUGUGAGAGUAGCAUUGUACGCAGGUCCAUAGGGCUGCUGGACAUCUUUGGAUUCGAAAACUUUAUCCUCAACAGGUGAUUCAAAAAGCUUCAUCAUCUCUCUCUUUAUUCAACAUGAAAACCUUGUUUGAGCUCCGCUUUAUUAUGCGACACAACUCUGUUCUUCCUCUUUUGUAGUUUCGAGCAGCUGUGCAUCAACUUCGCCAACGAGAACCUGCAGCAGUUCUUCGUCCGCCACGUCUUCAAACUGGAGCAGGAGGAGUACAACCUGGAGGACAUCAGCUGGCAGCACAUCGAGUUCACAGACAAUCAGGACGCUCUGGAUAUGAUCGCUAACAAACCAAUGAACAUCAUCUCCCUCAUCGAUGAGGAGAGCAAGUUCCCAAAGGUACACAAGAUGAGAGGAUGAAGUCAAACUGCUACUUUCGUGUGUUUUAUAGGUUAUUUUAUGAAAAGUUACAUACAUUUACUCAUCUUUAUAAGUCAAUUCUUGUUUGUUUUUUUUUAGGGAACUGAUGCCACAAUGUUAUACAAGCUCAACUCACAGCACAAGCUCAACAGUAACUACAUCCCUCCUAAAAACAGCUACGAAACCCAGUUUGGUAUCCAACACUUUGCUGGUGUGGUGCACUAUGAGACCAGAGGUGAGUCUGCUUCAUCCGCCCCUCUUUCAUUUAUUCUGCUCGAUUUUGUUCAGUUUGAAUUCUUCGUGGCAGUGUUUUCACCUCAGCUCCUCUCUUGUUUGUGAUGAGUGAUGCUGCAGUUUUUAAUUUGGGUCUCAGGGGAGAAUUCUGGGAAACUAAAGGUCACAUUAGAUGAGGGUGGCAUCCAAAAGAAAGGACAUCUAAACAAACCGUAAUAGAGACACACAAUCCCUACAGCAUAUUUUAUCUUGAUAAUAAUGUCAUGAUUAUCAUCACUUUAAAUCAGGAAGUAGUAGCGGUCUUUGUCAGGGGUAAACUAAACAUGUUUUUUUUAUUUUAGGGACAAUAACUGGGUGAUGCAAAAUUUCUUGUCAAGGAAAUAUUAAGCAUGCAGGAGAUUUAGAAACUGUGACUACUCAGAGAAGCGGAAGUGGAAUUUAAGCAUGUAGAUAUCAAAGACUUCCUUGCCCACAGGGGGCGCCAUAAUUGACACAAACCACAAGUUCCUCAUUGGAGCUUUACGUUAAGUCAUGCUAUCACAGAUUUAAAGGGAUAUUAAAGGGAUCAAAUCAAUUUAAGGUCAAACACACCAUAACACCGCGUUAGACACCCCCUUGAGAGAUGAUCGCUUGCUUCUCUAGUUAUACCAACUUUAGUAACGACCGCACAAUAGCAAUACACAGUGGUCUGAGGAGCCAUACACAAACCUAAACCAAAACGCCACUCUAUAGCCACAAAUAAUGCUCAGAACAGCACCUAACUUCAUCAACAGGACAUAUAGGGUCACAGCCACAGCACUAGCCACCAAACAUCUUAUUAACUUUGCCUAAUUUCUUUAGCAAAGAGACUAAACACAACUCACCUACUCUCCUCUAGCAGCCACUUGUUUGUAGCGAGACCUCAGGCAAGUCUAUUACCGAGUGCAGCAGGGUGAUGCAGCUCAAGGAAGAACAUUUAUGAUGUGUGGUGGCGAGUGCUAUGGCUAGGACCCUAUAUGUCCUGUUGAUGAAGUUAGGUGCUGUUCUGAGCAUUAUUUGUGGCUAUAGAGUGGCUUUUCGGUUGAGGUUUGUUUAUGGCUCCUCAGACCGCUGUGUAUUGCUAUCGUGCGGUUGUUACUAAAGUUGGUAUAACUAGAGAAGCAAGCGGUCGGCAACAUUCAUCUCUCGAGGGGGUGUCUAACUUGGUGUUAUGGUGUGUUUGACUCUAAACUAAUUUUACCCCAGAAUAUCCCUUUAAGUAUCAAUAAUUUUCCUCACAUAUGAUCAGUAAAGAAAAUAAUACUAAAAACAUAAUUUCUAUAUUUGAUAUUUGCUCAUUUUCCCUCCAAAAUAAAUAUAAUAUUUCUCACUUUUGGGCCGUCAUUCAGAGAAGAUAGCAGUGUGAUGAUGUCUCAGUGGACUUUAUGUCUGCGGCUCUUUGUUUGCCAUUAAUGAAACAAUCGUGAUGAACCGAAACUCAAAUUGACAGUAGUUUGUCUGUCUUUGCUGUCCCUCCAGGGUUCUUGGAGAAAAACAGAGACAGCCUCCACACGGACAUCAUCCAGCUCGUCCACUCAUCCAAAAACAAGUUCAUCAAGCAGAUCUUCCAGGCCGACGUUGCCAUGGUGAGACAGAUAAAUACAGUGUGUACAUACUUGUUAUGUUGCACUGAUAUUUCUCACCUGCUUUUUUGCCUUUAUUCUAAUUUGAAGUUAGAAAGCUAAAGCUUUAGCUUUCACAAACUUUGCUCCCCCCUCCUCUCACUCCACUUUCUCUUCUCUGUUUCCUCGAUCUUUUCCAAUCGCAUCAGUAUCUGUGUGGCUAUCAGCAGCCCAGCACUCCCACUCCCAAGGUAAUCAACAGUCUCUAGCAACACGGGGUGACACAAACCCUGUUUGCGAUUUGGCUUUAAACCGAAAUCAAAGCUGAAAAUCCAAGUGUCCAAGCUCCCCAUCCCCCCUUCCUCGAGCUCUUCUCUUCACCUCAAAAUUAACAUUUGAACUCACAAACCUCGUUUAACUCAUCUCUAGUGAGGUCCAGUCAUGUUUUCUCUUCGUCCUCUCUGGAAAGAUCCCAGAGAAGACGCCUUUUAGACAUUUGCUGUUGUCUCCCAUCUGUUUAUUGUGGUGUUGUCGUGAUACUGGUGUGCACCCUUAGCUGCAUCAUUUCCCCUCAUCAUUUCCUGUGAGAACGUGCUGCGUUACUAUCAGUAUAUUUCGUUCUGUAAGUCUGCAGGAACGUCAUUAUCUGUAUCUGUAUUUAAAUAGAAAACUAAACUUGGGCGUGGCUUGUGUCUUGAAAUGUUUUUUUAGUUUUGAAUUAAUAUAAAGAAACAGAUUCAAACGUACGUUAUUAGGAAAAAAGGAAGUCAUAUGAAUUCUGACCAUGCAGUUUUUGUGAUCAGAUACCCAUAAAACAUCAUCUAAAUCUCUCUCUAUCAGUCUUAUCUAUGUCCAUCUUCCUCUCUCCCCUCUCUAAACCCAGCUCAGUCUCAGCAGAUGACUGUCUAACAUGAGUCUGGUUCUGCUCCAAGUUAAAGAAACUUCUUCCUCUCCACUAUAACCUGCUAAAUGCUGCAAAAGUAUUUUGUUCAUGUGGUUGAAAAUGGGAUGGGAGUGGGUCUGAUUUUGGAAUUUCACCAGCUAUCAGCAGAAGCUCCUCCUCCUCCUUGCCUCCCCCCUCUUCAGCACGAGACAAAAGAAUUUUAUUAAUUAAUUUUUUUAAAACUUUAUUUCUCAUUUUUUAGGUUGGAAGAAUAUGAGGCUAAGUUUUUUUUUUAUUAACUUUAUUUUUAUUUUUUUAGGAUAGCAGAAUACAAGACUAGGAAAUAAUAAUAAUAAUAAAUAUUAUUAUUAUUAUUAAUAAUUUUAUUAUUAUUAUUAUUAUUAUUAUUAUUAUUAUUAUUAUAAAUAAUAAUAAUAAUUUUAUUAUUAUUAUUAUCAUUAUUAUUUACUUUAUUUUUCAUUUUUUAGGUUGGCAGAAUAUAAGGCUAGGAAAAUUGGGUUUUUUUUAAUUUACUUUAUUUUUCAUUUUUUAGGAUAGCAGAAUACAAGACUAGGAAAUUAUUAUUAUUAUUAUUAUUAUUUACUUUAUUUCUCAUUUUUUAGGUUAGCAGAAUACAAGACUAGGAAAUUAACACAUAUAGUUGAAAACUAAAGCCUUCCAGCUUAAUUCUAAAGGAAAGUUUGAGAGGAUUUUAAAGAAAUCUGCCUGCCAGACAGAAGACUUUCCUUGCCAAACUACCGUAUUAAUGCUGCAAGACGUGUUGUUAGCAGGCCACACUGCUGAUAUACAACCUGCUACUCCUGAACAGACAUUCAUACACAGUAAUCAGUGACAUCUGCGCCUUUAAGAACUCAUUUUCAUUUAUUUUACUGCUCCCUUACGUGUUUCUUCUUUUUUUGCAUGUGUUUUGUGUAACUGUAUGUUUUCAGGGAGUGGAGACGAGGAAGCGCUCUCCCACUCUGAGCAGUCAGUUCAAACGCUCCCUGGAGAUGCUGAUGAGAACGCUCAGUGUGUGUCAGCCGUUCUUCGUUCGCUGUAUAAAACCCAAUGAGUUAAAAAAACCAAUGGUGAGAAAAGUCUAUGUGUGUUUGAAUUCUUCUUCACCUUCUGUAUAUCUGCAAAGGCACAUCCAUAAAAAUGUCAAAAAGUUUCACAUUAUACAGGAAACAAAGUUGAAAAAUAAAUAGUUGUUUUCUUCUAGAGAUUAUCCGCUAAACCACUUUUUGGCUCAGCCCAGUUGCUUCCUGGAACCUUGAGGUGACUGGGACGUUGCUAGGCAACCAAAAGAGACUCAAAAGAGUGAAGCAGAGAAAUAACUUUAUGUCUUUAUGCUUCAAAUUUUUAUCAAUGUUAUCUUUCUGUAUUGAUGAGUAUAAAUUUGCUUUCUUUUUUACCUGACUGCACCCUCAGGUCAAACUGAGUCAAACUGUCUUCUGAACUUUUCUCCUUCAUUAAAAAGUCAAUAUUCAAUAUUUCAACGGUCAAAAGAAGCUCUAAAGUUUAGCAAACUAAGAGAUUUUCUUCAAAUAAAUAGUUCAGAUGUCCUUUGUGUUUAGGAGCUAGUUGGAAAGUAUUACCGUCAACAUUUAAGCCCUGCCAAUAAGAGUGUGAUGGAUUGGUCAAAGCAAAGAGCCCUACAACAUUAAAAACAUUCAAUCAAGUUUUAGGAUCUUGUUUUAUUCUUUUUUAUUUUUCAGAUCUUCGACAGGGAGCUGUGUAUUCGUCAGCUGAGAUACUCCGGCAUGAUGGAGACCAUCAGGAUCAGGCGGGCUGGUUACCCCAUCAGAUACACUUUUGUAGAGUUUGUGGACCGAUACCGAGUCCUGAUGCCUGGAGUCAAACCUGCACACAUACAGGUCAAAAACACUUUGACUGCCAGCUGUUACAAAGUUGAUGUUAAUCCUGAAAUAGUUCAAAAAAGCUUCCUGUAAGCUUAUUAAACAGCCUUUUAAUAAAGAAAUCUUUUGUGUUUUGCCAGAUAAUUGUGCUUUAAUGAAGAAACCAUCAUCACCAGCUUUUUUUCAAUCUUACAGCAAAAGAUGAGCUACUUUUUGUCCUUACUUUCACAUUCAUCGUUCUCCUUCUAGGAAGACCUACGAGGGACCUGCCGGAUGAUAGUCCAGGCCCGGCUAGGGAAAUACGAGGACUGGCAGAUUGGAAAGACCAAGAUUUUCCUCAAGGUUGAUUUUUGUUUUGUUUUUUAAUCUACUGAAUCACAGAGAAUUUGAUGGAAUACAAGAACGGAAUCCCUGUCAGAGAACUUUAGGACAUCAGUAGAUACAUGUCACUUAAGCAUAGUUUGUUUACUUCACCACACUGACAUUAAGGCGCUUUAGUCGACUUCUUCUAGUUGGUAAUCCGUUCUUUCAAAGCAAACCUCUGGAUUGCAUGUUUCUUAUUUGCUGCUGUUUCCCCGUUCCUUUCUUUUCAGGACCACCACGACAUGCGGCUGGAGAUCGAGAGGGACACAGCCAUCACCGACAAGGUCAUCCUCAUCCAGAAGGCUGUGCGUGGACUCAGAGAGAGGUAAGGACUUCAGGAGAGAGCCUCGUUUCUACUAGCAGAGCCUGCAAAACCCCCAAGAGUGAAGAUUUGUUGUUGUCCAGACAAGAGGGUUGUUUUGUGUCUCUGUAUUUAACGGUGAACCUCUCGAUCAGAAACUCUUUUCAAAAUGUAAUAUCUUUUGUUUUGCAGAACUUACUUUCUAAAACUGAGGAGCGCUACCACUUUUAUCCAGAAGAUCUGGAGAGGUUAUCGAUGUAGGAGGAAUUACAAAAUUGUAAGUCUUUCACAUCAUCAAAGCAUCGAUUUGUAGUUUCUGAUUCGUUCUAUCUUCUCUCUCUCUUUUUACAUUUGUUUAUUCACAUUUGUUCAUCACCAUCCGAAUAUGACUUUACUUAAAUCGUCUUUCUCUCAGAUGAAGUGUGGCUUCCUGCGGCUCCAGGCGGUCUACAGGGCGAGGAGGUUCUACAAGAACUACCAGAUGACCCGCCUAAAUGUCACCUACAUCCAGGCUCGCUGCCGCGGCUUCCUUGUCAGGCAGGCUUUCUGGCGGCGACUCCGAGCCGUGUUGACUCUCCAGGCCUACACCAGAGGCAUGAUAGCCAGGCGCCUCUGCCAGAGGCUGAGGGCAGAGGUAAAAAGUUCGAUGUACUACGUCUUCUUGGACCGUUUUGUCAACCUGUCAGUGGGAGAGGGUUACUGGUGUUAAAGAAGAGUGAUUGUGGUGUUCAUUUAACUGAAGUAUUGUUUGUUAGCAGAACAUUUAGGGGGUUUUUAAUACUUGGGUACAUCUGCUUGUUUAUUGUUUCUCUGAAAAGUCGAUGGGAGGAUGGAUACCUCUCACGUCUGUGCUGUUCAUGUGAAGAUUUGUUCAGGGGUCGAUAGACGAUAGACAUGGGUCCAAAUGGAACAAAAAAGUCUUGAUUUGAUUUUGAAAGUCUGAUACCUGGAGAGCCUGUCUUGCUUGUUUGUUGGUUUUUGGUCUCUUUACUAAAAUAAGCCGAGCUGUGAGUAGCUGUGAGCUGUUGCUUCAUGUUAUUCGUGACUUUUCUUCUUGAACAGAGAAGGAAAAAGUGAAUAAAGACAGUUUUUAAAACAAAAGGAUGUGAGGACAAAGUAGACAGCCCAGCACAGCACAUGUGAUUCAGACACUAGUCUGUCCUUGUCCUGAAAAGCCACACUGUUGGGUUAAUCCUUAAACCUUUCCUGCCUUUGUUUCGGCAUAUGAUGUUAAGUUUCACAAAUAGGAUUAAACACAGUCUCUCCAAUGAGACAUGCACAAGUUUGCACUCAUUUUUCCAUUUAGUCUUGUGGGGGUAGAAGAAAAGAUUGAAAGAGAAACCCUGUUUACAUUUCUGUGCGUGUAAAGUCAGACAUAUACUCCCUCAUUUGCAUCGGGCAAGAGAGGGGAGAAGAGAGAACAAGCAAAAAUGAUUGUGAAGAGACAAAGCUGAGGCAAAGAAAGAUUUUGGCUCGAUGAAGCUGCACACUUAACCUCCUCCUACUCCUCCCUUUUGCAGGAGUGAGAGAGGAAAGAUGUCAGAAAAAGGACAGAGCUUAAGGCUUUAUGCUCUACCUCCCCUUACCCCUAAUUUUCACUCUACAGAGAGGACAAGGAAAAGAGAAAAUAGGAAAUAAACCGUUUUUUAGUACUUUUGUGACUGAGGCUUUUGAAGAAAACAAAAGGACAACUUGAUCUUUAAGAUAACGCCCUUGUUGUGCUGCUUGCCAAGAUGAAUGUCAUAACCUUUCUUGGUUUCUGUUUGUGAAUUGUGAGUUUGUAAGGAUGUUUCUUGACCCUUUUUUUCCUCUUUCCCUGUUUUGAAUAAAUUCUCCGUAUUGUAAAUGUUUGUUUUGAUGCCAGUUUGUUAUCAGCUUAAUGAGAUAGAGUGAACUUUCUAAGGAAACACCGAGUAGUGUUUCGUAGCAGGUCUGCAGUUCCAGACUGACCCGUCCAAGAAGAAGAAGUUGAGUGGGUGAGCUUUGGGAAGCAGCUUGAGUGCAAACCAGAGGCAGCUUCCGCCAUGUAGAGCAUGUAGAAGUUUAGACUUACAGUAUAGUUAAUCUUUUUGGUCAUUGUUGUAGAGAGAUGACGACAAAAAGUCGAUUAUCUGUUGAGACAGAUAAUAAAAUGUUCCCCUCAGUUUGGCUGCUCUAGCUCUAAUCAGAAGGUUAGUUUAGAGCUUACAGAAACACUAACCAGCUGUACCCUCUGCCCGCCUCUGUGACCCCUCUCCCUCCUCUCUCACCCCCUUCACAGCUGCGGCAUCGGCAGGAAGCCGAGCGCCAGCGCCUAGCCGAGGAGGAGCAGCUGCGAAACCUGAUGACGGCUCGGCGGGCCAAAGCAGAGGCCGAGAGGAAGCACCAGGAGAGGCUCGUCCAACUGGCUCAGCAGCAGGAGGAGAGGGAGAGGGAGGAGAGGGAGGAGGCUAGGAGGAAGAAGGAGCUGCUGGAGCAGAUGGAGAGGGAGAAGGAGCAGCCCGUGGAUCACUCUGACAUGGUCGACCGCAUGUUCGGGUUCCUGGGGAACUCGGGGCCUUUGCCCAAUCAGGACGGACAAGCACCAGCUGGUUUUGAGGUGAGCGGUUACAGGUUUUUGUUGUCCACUUUACACAUCCAACAAUGGCCAAUGUUCACACUGAUGUCAUCUGAAUUUCAUCUUUAGAGAUGUUAAUAAGUUGAACCCUGUUCCCUUUUAUUGUCCUGUCAAUCUUUUCUCCAGUCAUGGUACAAAUUUUAAUCCAUUUUGAUACAUUACUAAAACCUGCUGAUGAACUUCCAGCUGCUCCGUCAUACAUGCUUUAGUCGUUUAUACCAAAUCUGUUAUUCAUAUACAGACACUGUUGAUGCAGGGCCGGGCAGCAGAGCUCCAGACAAGCUUCCAGACUCACAUUUAUAUCAUAUAUUCACAGGAUUAAAGUAGAGAUGGGAUAAAAAGUCGAUACAGGAUCGUAUCGGGAUAUUUUGUCUGGUGAUAUAUCGUAUCGUCUCAUUUACCAAGUAUUGAUUUUUUAAAAUUGAUUUUUAAUGUGAAGUCAAAUCUAUGAUAAUGGGAAAAUAAAAUCAACUGUUUGUCCAGUGAGGUUGGCAGAGGUGACGACAUAGAGCACGAGAAGGUUUGUGCAACAAUACAGGGUUUGCAAGAUGUCCUACAUGAAAAUAAAAUACAGCGUAAAUAAGACAAACUAAAUACUAAAUUAGCUAAACAGUUAAAAAAAUGUAUAAAUUGCAAUAUAUUGUAUCGUAAUACUCAAAAAAUACUGAAAGAAAUACUGAAAAAAAUGUUAAAAACCGCAAUAAUAUCGUAUCAUGGCUCAAGUAUCGUGAUAAUAUCGUAUCGUGGGGCCACUGGUGAUUCCCACCCCGAGAUUAAAGUGUUACUAGUGACAUGCAAUAAACAGCUACUUUUCAUGUUUUAAUAGUAUCGUAUCGUAUUUGUCAAAUCAUACUGUUUCAUGUCAUUAAUAACUGCAAUUUCUCACCCUAUGCCUUAUCAGCUGAACAUUCUCCAACAUACAGUCUCAUCUAUGUUGCACAUAUAGUUUUUAAUGUUUGUAUUUCUGUGCUCUUCAGGACUUAGAGAACACGCCUCACAAUGAGGAAACCGAAGAAGAGGAGCUGAAUGAAGCUCUUCCAUUACCUGACGAGGAAGAUGAAGAUUUGUCCGAGUAUAAGUUCUCAAAGUUUGCCGCCACCUACUUCCAAGGCGUUUCCACUCACACCUACAUCAGACGACCUCUGAAACAACCUCUGCUGUAUCAUGAAGAUGAGGGAGACCAGCUGGUGAGACCCACAGAAACCCCUUACCCUGAUUACAUUCCUAAAAAUAAACUGAGAAGGUAACAUUUGAAUUAAUCCUCUUGUCAACUAUUAGAGAGAUUAGCUGUACACAAAAAAUUCUGCUGUGAACUUUGGCAUUUUUAAAAUGGGCCUUAAUGGAGGUUGACUCACUUUUGGGAACAGCCUCAAGUGGCAGCUUGAGGAACUGCAGGUUUUUUAUAUCCAUGUUGGUUUCAGCAUUUGUGAAGCUAAAACACUUGACAACAAAUUCUUAUUUUUAUGUGAAUGAUGCUCCUUUUGCAUUGAGCAUUUUGAACGCUCUGUGACAUGUUUUCACUGACGGGAUUGAAGUGUUGCCCGCUAACUCUUAUCCUAAUCGCUGGUUUUAAGCAUCAUUUCUGUCCUCCAGGCUGCGUUGGCUGUGUGGAUCACUGUGUUAAGGUUCAUGGGAGACCUCCCAGAGCCAAAAUGUCAGAUGGUCAUUAAUGAUGGGAGUGAGAAGAUCCCUGUCAUGACUAAGAUCUAUGAAACCCUGGGAAAGAGGACGUACAAGAGGGAGCUGCAGGAGCUGCAGGUGGAAGGAGAGGUGAGAUGAAGCCAAGGGGGCUGAUAUGUUAACUUUUAUGCACUUGUUUAUGAUAACCUGAAGUGUAAUUAUGCUUAAUGUCUGUGCCAACAGAACAGCUCCAUAGACGGCCAGAAGAGGAACAGCAUCAGACAUAAACUCGUGUCUCUCACCCUGAAGAGGAAAACAAAGAUCACAGAAGAGGUGAGAAUCAGUCCGGCUCUUGAUACGUAAACAUUUCUAUACAUACACAUACUGAUACCACAUGUGGAUGACACGGGUUGAUAUCAGUCAUAAGUUUAUUACAUUUUCUUCUUUCGGGUCUUUGGCAGGUGACCAGGCGGUUCACAGACGGGGACUAUGGAGUCCAGGGGAACAGCAUGCUGGAGGACCGGCCGACCUCCAACCUGGAGAAACUUCACUUUAUCAUUGGCAACGGCAUCCUACGACCAGCCCUCAGGUGACUUCACUUCAGAUUUAAAACCCACUAACAUUUGGAGGAUAGUUUUCCUCCAUAAAUGUUCCUUUUUUGUGAGAAUGAAGCCCCUAAAACCUGACAGAGGGUUUUAAAAUCACAAGGCUUUAUCAGCUGAAUACAUAAAUUGAUCAAAACUCAUGUGAGGAGUUUUUUAAACACCAAUGAAGUCGAUUGAAAUCCACAUUGAUGCCAUUUUAUUGUAUCUAAAAGCAGAAAAAGAUCAUCAGCAAUCAGCCGGAUUAUUUCUUAUUUGUUAUUCUUCUCAAGUUAGAUUUCAUCAGCAUGUAGAUGACAAGUUAGGGUCAGGGUUAGGGUUAGGGUUCAUUGCAGCUGACUUGGUAAACAAAGUUCAACUUCAAAAUUUCACUGAGGAUUUAAAUCAGGAAUGAUUCUCUGUUGAGGUUGUUCAUCUUAUAUCACGUGAUCGUGAAGCUUUUUUGUUUUUAUUUCAGGGACGAAAUCUACUGUCAGAUCUGCAAACAGCUCACUCAGAACCCGUCCAAGAGCAGCCACGCCCGCGGCUGGAUCCUGCUGUCUCUCUGUGUCGGCUGUUUCGCCCCCUCAGAGAAGUUUGUUAAAGUAAGAAAACUCACAUUUACAUUUCCGAAUACAUGAGAAUUUGUCUGAUAUCUUUUCGUUCCCUUCUUUCUCUUCCCUCUGCCUUCAGUAUUUACGGACAUUUCUGAUAAACGGUCCCCCUGGUUAUGCUCCAUAUUGCGAGGAGAGGUUGAGGAGGACGUUCGUCAACCGCACAAGGACCCAGCCGCCAUCUUGGUUAGAAUUACAGGUACAGGAAGUAAUUUAAUGCUAAACCUGUCUGAGUAUGUGAAAGUAGUAGACUGUAUAUAGAAUGGACGCUGUCUGCCUCCUCGCUGGGUGAAGCAACCCAGAGAACAGCACCCUCUGGUGGCAGGCUGCAGUAUAGGUCGUAAAUCCCGCCUCCUCCAGCAAUCCCUAUGGACCUGUGGACAAACUUUAUUACACAGAAUACACAUUUUUCUCCCCCCUGCUUGCGAUGUUGACAUGUAGGUACUAUAUAUAUAUAUAUGUGUGUGUACAGUAACUAUAUGUCUACAGUCUAUGGUGAAAGUCUAGAAGAGUCUUCGAUAGCACUUUUACGAGUCACUACAAACCCAAAAACUUUUACUAUUAAUUUUGAAGUUAGCUGAUUCAAACUUGAGCCUGUGUCCUACUCAUUUCCCUAAUUUUACUUCUUAAUAUGGAAAUUAUCAACAUCUAUGCAACAAUACACAAAAAAGCUUUAUUUGACAGUAUGUGAAACACUCUUUACAGUUCUGUCUAAACUAUUUUCACAAUCCUCUAUAGAAAUAAUCCGAUCAUUGUUAGAGCCAAAAAACAGAAGAAGACAAUCAAUCAAAUCCGAGAAUUUUGUGGAAUAGGCAGUGUCAGUUGUGUUUCUCAAAAGUUCACAGUAUUUUGAUAAAAGGUAACUCUGGUGUUUUUGCCCCUUAGGCCACUAAAUCAAAGAAGCCCAUCAUGCUCCCGGUCACAUUUAUGGACGGCACCACAAAGACUCUCCUGGCUGACUCGGCCACAACCGCAAGUGAGCUCUGCAACGCUCUGGCAGACAAGAUCAACCUGAGGGAUCGCUUCGGCUUCUCUCUGUACAUCGCUCUGUUUGACAAGGUGGGGAAAAAAACUAUUCUGACUUUAGACAAGUGUUGACCUCUUAUAACAGGAAUUCAAUUUGUAAAUCUGACUCGUCCAGGUGUCGUCACUGGGCAGCGGUAGCGACCACGUCAUGGACGCCGUCUCACAGUGUGAACAGUACGCGAAAGAGCAGGGCGCCCAGGAAAGGAACGCCCCCUGGAGGCUGUUCUUCAGGAAGGAGAUCUUCAACCCCUGGCACAACCCUGCUGAGGACUAUGUCGCCACAAACCUCAUCUAUCAGCAGAUCGUCCGAGGGGUGAAGUUUGGAGAGUAUCGCUGUGAGAGGGUGAGUACAUGUACAUGGAUGUUUGAUGACACAAAUUUAGAGUCAGUCGUAGGUUAGAGAGAUUUCCUGCAGGAAGUGGUGUUCAUUUACAAUUUACAUGGUUUACAUUGACAUUAUAUGCUGUGUUGCAUUUGUUUAAAUGUUCUCUAACAUAACAGCACUCUGUUAGUAUGUAUUACUUUGACCAAGGCUAGUAGGGCAUGGUAGGGAUUCUGCAGACUUCUCUAACACUGACAACUUUUGCUGAUAUACAACUUUGCUGCAUGGUCCCUCUGCCGUAAUGUCGCGUAUGUCUCUUGACAAGCACAGCUGGUGCACUGCAGGUGCUCCUUUUUUCUUUCUGUGCAGGUUGCACCAAACAAAUAAUUGGUAUAGUGAGGUCCUAACAAUUAAUAAGUGGACACAGUUACUCGCUGUAUCCCUGAUGACAAAAAAAACCUCAAAAAGCAUCUUCAGGGACACAAAUACAGAUGUUGCCCUCUGCGUUUUGGGUUAUUAAGGUUGUUUAUAAUAAUAAUAAUACAUUUUAUUUGUUGAGCGCUUUUCAGAGACUCAAAGACGCUGUACAUAGCUAAAAUCAAAUAUCAGUAUUCAAUAAAAAUACAUCAAUAUACAAUAAAAUACAUCAAUAUCAAUUAAAAUCAAGUAAAAUCAGGUAAAAUCAACAAUCAGGGGGGGGGGGGGGGGGGGGGCUAAGGAAGAUUAAAAGCAGUGCGGAAAAGGUGAGUUUUGAGCUGGGUUUUGAAUUUGGUAAGGUUGGAGCAAUUUCUGAGGUCCAGUGGGAGUGAGUUCCAUAGGGUGGGGGCAGUGACUGAGAAGGCUCUGUUAUUGUUAUUAUUAUUAUUAUUGUGCUGAAAAUUUACCAAUAAUGUGAGUUUUUUUAAUCUAUUUAUUCAUUUUUUGUCGUGAUCAAUUUUUUUUAUUGAAUUUUUCCAUUUCAUUCAAGUAGAACAACGAAUAAACAAAGAUAUAAUGAAAAUACGCAUGACAGGACAAACAAACAACAAAAAACAGACAUAAAAACAUAUAAGCAUCAUGAAAAGAAAAAAAACACUAAAAAACAACAACAAAAAACAAGAUUAGGAGAAAAACCAAACAUAAAUUCACUGAGUUUGAUUUUUGUUGAAGUGCUCUCACUGUUGGAGGAAAGAUAUUUUAAUGCUUUUUCUCUUAACUACUUGAGUUUAUUUCUAAAUAUAGAUGUUUUCUUUUUAUUUCUAAACAUCUUUUUUUAUUUCACAAUAAUAUAACAACCAAGGAAAAUGACUGUUUUUUUUGUUUUUUGUUUUAACCACAUAAUUUCCUACCCUCCCCAUUAUUCCCUAGGGAUAUAGAAGAGAAAGCAAAAAAAUUAAAUAUACAUAAAUAAAUGACUAAAUAAAGAGUACAGAAUCAGACAAGUACAUUAAAGAGGAACAAAACAAGAAAAAUAAUUAAAAAUAAAUAAAUAAAAAAUAGUAAAAACAGAAAAAAGGCAACAACAAUGAUAUCAAUAAACUUCAUCCAAAUGUGUUUACAUGUAGAUAAUAUAUAUGAACAUAUUCAUACAAAUACAUACAUACAAAUGCAUACAUACUGAAUUACAAAUAAUCAUUGGUCUCUCUUAAAGAAAUUCUCCAAUUUUGAAAAUAACGGAAACCACAAAUCUUGAAAGAUAUAACCACAAUUGUAUUUUUCCAUGGUUAAUUUUUCCAGUGGUAAAAACGCUGACUUUUUUAUUUUAUUUUUUUAUAGAUAUUUUCUAUAUUUGCACAAACAGACCAGGUGCAGUGAGUUUGGUCCUCAUUGGCUUCCUUGUCCUCAUGUUGUAAUAGGAAUCACCUUUUACAUAAGUUUCCUCUUUAAUGCACUGGUCAUGAUUUUUCCCAUAAUGAUAAUUUUUCUUGUGAUGCCCUCUCUCUCUCUCUCUCUCUCUCUCUCUCUUUGCUGUAUCAAAAGGAGGAGGACUUGGCAGAGCUGGCCUCCCAGCAGUAUUAUGUGGAUUACGGCUCUGAGAUCCUCCAGGAUCGCCUGCUCAGCCUCAUCCCCUCCUACAUCCCUGACAGAGAGAUCACCUCGACUAAGACUGCCGAGAAGUGGGCUCAGCUCAUCAUCAGUGCCCACAAAAAGGUACCAGCUGCAGCAGACGACAAACACGGACACUUGUUCGCUCUUAUAGCUGAAGAGGUCGAUCUUAACUGAGCAGCUGGUAUUCCCUGCUCGGUCUUAAUAAGCUUAGCUCGUCCCGGAUCACCUCCUCCUAUUGCUUUUGUUGGAUAUGACGUGACUCCUGAAAUAAAGUGGAGAAAACAAAGCACGCCAGCUCCACAGUCAAACUAAUCCACAUGUAUACUUCAGAGAAGACUUCUAUGCACCAACCUCUAUCUAAGCCCACUUAACAGAGUAUUUAUGCACCCCAAGAUAGCUCCUCAUGGCUUGAUUCUGCAUAGGAUUACUGUCAGGGGCAUCUUUAAAUUACCUGCACUGCUGUUACAUGAAAUAAACUGACCCAGCAAUUACUGCAAUCACUAACCGCAGCUGACAUGUGCAGGGAUUACACAACAAACGGAGGCAGAACAUGCAGAGGGUGAAGGAGGACGUGGUGGAUUUCGCUCGUUUAAAGUGGCCUUUACUCUUCUCGCGCUUCUACGAGGCCUUUAAAUUCUCAGGUAGGUGACAAAACACCUCGAACAGUCUGAUAUGGACUCAGCUCUGACGGUAUUCUUAUGGAUGCAACUCCUCUUUUGUCCUCAGGUCCCAGUCUGCCGAAGAAUGACGUGAUCGUGGCGGUGAACUGGACCGGAGUUUACUUUGUGGACGAACAGGAGCAGGUUCUCCUGGAGCUCUCGUUCCCAGAGAUCACUGCGGUGUCAAGCAGCAGGUGAGAUCAUCUGAGAUAUUUGAAAAUAAAAUGGGAGCAGGAAGUGUGGAAAAGGUUAAAAAUAAGAGUCUUUCCAGGUCCAGAUCCAGGUACAAACUUCUCUGAAGGUCUGAGGCACUCAGAGGAUCAUUCAAGUCAAAUUUUACUUUUUUAUAAUAAUAAUAAUAAUAAUAAUAAUAAUAAUAAUAAUAAUGAUAACUUUAUUUUUAAAGCACUUUUAAAAACAGAAGUUUACAAAGUGCUUUGACAAACGGUCGUAAAGCACAGAACAUCAUCACAAUAAAAACAAAAGCUCAGUUAAAAACAAGACCUCUGAAUUGAAGGCCAAUUUCAUUCGUCAUAAGAAACCCAGACAAUACAAGAACACAACAACAUAAAAUGAGACCAUGAAGACCGAAAUAAAAACAUAAAAUAGGUACGAAAAAGAAAUGUAAUAAAAAAGGGGGUGGAAAGAAGGAAACGGGAUAGUAGAUAUAAAAGAGGAUAUUAAUAAUGAUAAUAAAAUAAUAAUGACGGUAAUAGUAAUGAUAAAAUGGAAUAACAAAAAUGAUCAGGAGGAGCUCUGAUGGAGAAAGAUCGAUCACCUUUAGUUUAGAGCUUUGACUUUGGAGCGACCAGGAGGCCUUCGCCAGAGGAUCUGAGGCUGCGAGUCGGCUCAUAAGGUAUUAAGGUAUGAGGUAAAAGCAAUCAUGUGCAGGGCUACAGAAUCAAAAUGAAAGUAUGCUUCCCUGUGAUGAAGGCCUCUGUAGCCUUAAAAAUAAAGGAGUUGAUGACGAAAUUCACUGAAGGAUGAACACCAGAAACAGAAAUGAUUUCUUUCCCUCUUUAGGACAGACCUGACAAAACUGGACUAUUAACCUCCUACAAAUCUGCAUCCAGACAAUUUCUAAAAAUAAUUUUGGAGGGGCUCUUACCGCUGAAGUAACCAGAAUGAAGCCUCUGUACUUCUCAGUAAAAAAUUACUGAUUGGGCUGUAAGUAAUGUAGCGCACAAAGAAGGAAGUGUUUAACAACUGACAACGUGAUCACUUGUAACAUAAAAGGGGUGGUUUCUAUCGUCCGCAGAGGAGAUACAGUUUUCAGAGAGCUCAAAGAGUGCAUCCCUGCAAACCUCUCUCCAGUUUCAUGUUUUUGUCUUUAAACCUUCAAGAGGUACGAGUACUAAAUGACGACUCAUGUUCGUUUCUCCAUCAAUGGUGAAAAGUAAAAUUUCACUUUCCAGAGGAGGCAAACUUCAGGGCCAGAGUUUCACCUUGUCCACCAUCAAAGGAGACGAGUACACCUUCACCUCCAACAACGCAGAGGACAUCAAGGACCUGGUGGUCACCUUCCUGGACGGUCUGAGGAAGAGGUCCAAGUAUGUGGUGGGACUGCUGGACUGUCCCAACCCUGGUGAGAUUUACCAUCAUUGAUUUUUCAAACUGCUGCUGCUGUAUUGAGGUGAUUAUGAAGUGUCUGAAAGUGUCGUUGUCGUGUUGCAGCGGGGGCAGAUUCCACAUUCUUGAGUUUCACUAAAGGAGACCUGAUCAUCCUGGAUGACCACAGCGGGGAGCAUGUGAUGAACUCCGGCUGGGCUCACGGCAUCAAUGACAGGACCAAACAGAGAGGAGACUUCCCCGCUGAGUGUGUCUAUGUGUUACCCAGCAUCACCAGACCGCAGUAUGACAUAGUGGUGGGUGGAGCCUCAUCGGUUUUCGAAUGUUUUGGUCUCAUUUAUGGAGUUUUGAAAUCCUUUGUUAACAGCUGCAAGAUAGUAAAACCACAUUUAUUUAUAAUUUCCUAAUCAACAGUCAUGCAGCCUUUUGUUACAUGCAUAUCCGUGCAAGUUAAAGCUUUUAUGGUUGUUACGUUACAAGUCAAAGGAGAACAUAGAUAUAAGGUGACAUGUGACCUCUUCAGAAGUCAGCAGGAUUUCGGUUCAGAUUUAAAGCAGCCGUUCUAAUAAGCUGAAAUCACCGUUGGAUGCAUUUUACUAAACGUGUAAUCAUAAGAAUGAAUAAUGUGGUUUCAUGAUGCUAACGUUCGUCUUUCUCUCUCAGGCUCUGGUGACGAUGACUCCUGAUCAGAGACGUGAAUCUAUCGGUGUGUCCCAGAUGAACCUUUCUGACAAAGAGGACAAAACAAAAGCCUACACGCUGGAGGAAUUCUCCUACGACUACUUCAGGUGUGUCUAUUCUUCCCGUUUUUUCCUUAUUCUCUGAGGAAGAAGUUGAAAUAUGUUAAGUAUACUUACAGAUAUCGGUUGAUAGAGAGAUCAAUACUCUUUAGUAUAGUUUCUGUGUUGAACCAAUUCUGACCCGUCUUGCAGACCUCCUCCUAAGAGCACUCUGAGCCGGGUGAUGAUCUCUAAGUCCAGAGGAAAAGAGCGCCUGUGGAGCUGCGCGAGGGAACCAAUCAAACAGCCUCUGCUGAAGAAAGUGUUGGCUCACGACGAGCUCUCCCAGGAGGCCUGUUUGGCCUUCAUGGAUAUCCUUUAGAAACAGCACAUGAGAAAUUUUCAUUUAAAGACUUUCAGUUUGUGUUUUUUUUUCUUCCUUUUUACCAGAACACCAGAAAAUUAUGAGAAUUUAACUUUUUUUUUCUUUGUUUCAUUUCUCAUAGUGUCAUAUAUCAUAUCAUUUUUGCUGUACCAGCUGACAGGGUCCAGUCUUUCUUUCUGUCUCAUGGUUUUACGUCCUUGACCUCCGCUCCACCCAUCAUGAAGUACAUGGGCGACUAUCCGUCUAAACGAGUGCGUUCAGUCAACGAGCUCACCGAUCAGAUCUUUGAGGGAGCGCUGAAGGCCGAGCCGCUUAAAGAUGAGAUCUUCUGUCAGAUUCUGAAGCAGCUCACGGAUAAUCACAUCAAGUACGAGUGAAAUAAACACACAAAAACACUUGUUUACUUACCACAUUUUAUCAUUUGGACCAGUUAUUUGUCAUUUUUGUGUUUCUGCAGGUACAGUGAGGAGAAAGGUUGGGAGCUGCUGUGGCUCUGCACUGGUUUGUUUCCUCCCAGUAACACCCUGCUGCCUCACGUCCAGAGAUACCUGCAGGCUAAGAAACACUACCCGCUCGCUCCAGACUGCAUGCAGCGGCUACAGAAAGCGUUACGGUAACACAAACACACACUUACACAGACUCACACACACACUUUCAGAUUGAGUUUUCUCCAGCUCACAUUCAUGUCAUGUCUCCUCUCUGUUCUUUAUAACAGGAAUGGAUCGAGAAAAUACCCCCCUCACCUGGUGGAGGUGGAGGCCAUCCAGCACAAAACCACUCAGAUCUUCCACAAAGUUUACUUUCCUGACGACUCUGACGAGGUCACAUUACCGUCAUUUUUUUACUGUUAACUGCAUGGGCUACACUGAUAUGUUUAAGAGGCCUGUGCUUGUUUUUUUCUGUUUGGUUUUAUAUUGAUUAUUUAAGGUAAACACCUGAAAGAGUUAAUACGCAUAACUAACCUGCAGCUUCUGGUUUUGACUCAACUUCAUCAACGCUCUGCACCUCCCUUCACCUGUUUCUGUGAAUACAUUUUCUUAUGAACACAAUUUAUCUUGUUUUAUUUCUUAUUUUCUGUCUUUUUUUAUUGUGUUUCAUAUGUGAGCCUUGGUGUCGGUUCUUGUUUAUUUUUGCUCGCAGGUGUUUGAAGUGGAGUCGAGCACCAAGGCCAAAGACUUCUGCCACAACAUCUCUGGACGCCUGAUGCUCAAGUCUGCUGACGGCUUCAGUCUUUUUGUGAAGAUCACAGACAAGGUGAAUGAAAAACUAAAUUAUUUUAGGGUGACCAUAUUCUGACUUCCCAAAAAGGGGACACAACUACGUGGGGGGCAGAGUCCGAGAGUCACAAGAAGUUAAUUUUGAGAGUUUUUCGAGUCGGAUCAAGUGUCAUUUACACGCUUCUAACUCAGUAAGUCCAACUGACACAAAAUCGAAACUUACAUACUGAACCGCGGACAUUAAAAGGAUUUUAUAAACUUCCCUGGACAAAGCUGGACAAGGCCGGACAGCCCCCAAAAAAGAGGACAUAUGGUCACCCUACGCAAUAAACAUCUUUGCAGAGAUUGCAGGAGUUUUUUCAUCUUUAGAAAGUGCAGAUAAAACAAAUAAAGCAAACACACGGCUCGAUCUUUGUUGAUGAGUUUUGAAUUGUUCUAGUUUCUUCUUAGUCACCAGUUGCAGAGAAAAUAUGUUGCAUGCAUUUCUUCAAACAGAAUGAAAGUGUAUGAUUUAAUGGUUUUGCAGGUCAUCAGUGUGCCCGAUGGCGACUUCUUCUUUGACUUUGUGAGACACCUGACUGACUGGAUCAAGAAGGCCAGACAUGUGAAAGACGGUAAACGAAGAAUUAUUCUUCUUUAGGGGCUUUAUUCUUGUCAGAUAUCCAAAUUAUUAAAUAUUAAAAAAUUUAAUAAUAUAGUAUGAAAAAAUAAUAAUUAAAAAAAUUUGAAUUUCCCAUAGGGGCUAAAUAAAAAUAAAUAAUUAAGUUAUUAAUAUUCUUUAAGCUAUACAGUGCAAUGGGUGUCAGUUAUUGACUCUAGCACGAGUUGUAAACUUUUAAAACUGUAAGGGACCAGUACAGAGAGCUCACUGGACCAAAAAUACAAAGUAACAUUGAAACUUGCCCUCAAAAAUUAUUAUUACCGCUUUUGAGCGAUCUAAAGAAUGCGUGUUUGUUAUUUAGCAUAUCUUAUGUAAUAUUCUACUACUCAAAAUUCCCAAUUAAAAAUGAAUAAAAUUAAAAAUAAUAAAAUUGGAAAAGCUGAAGAUAAAUCAAGCUGACAAAUUUAACAGCCCAAUCACUAAAGUUGAUCUGGGGCAAAUGGAAAGUUAAACCUCCUUCGAAUCGUAAACUAUCCUUUAAAAAUAAAAUUAAAAACAAAUAUUAAAACAGUUAUCAAAAUAAAAGUAUAAACUAAAAAACUUUGAUGAAUUAAACUAGCAAAAAACAAAUUAUUACCUUUACAAAGAGCUGUGUAUUUCAUGUGUUGUGUAUCUUCUGAUUGGUGUAUCCUCCUGUUACUCUUCAUCACCUCUGUGUGUGUGUUGGCUGUUCAGGUGUGGUGCCUUCACUGACCUAUCAGGUGUUUUUCAUGAAGAAGCUGUGGACUAACACUGUUCCUGGGAAAGACUCCAUGGCUGACUCAAUCUUCCAUUAUUAUCAAGUAAGUCUCAUCUGCAGAAGUUCAAAGUAAUUAGGUAAUCAUGUGAAAGUCCAAACUCUAAUUAGAGCAGCUGCCUCUAAUUAAAGCCAGCUGCCUCUAAUUAAAGGCAGCUGCUAAUUAAGAACAGAUGCUAACAUACGAUCUGAAACUCCAAGUAUGUCUUUGGUCCACAGGAGCUGCCUAAGUAUCUGCGGGGCUACCACAAGUGUACAAGGGAGGAGGUGUACCAGCUGGGGGCGCUAAUCUACAGGGUGAAGUUUGAGGAGGAUAAAUCCCACUUUCACAAUAUCGCCAAGAUCCUUAAGGAGCUCGUCCCUCAGGAUCAGAUCAGACAUCUGUCCCCUGAAGACUGGAAGAGGGUGAGCCGAGACAUUGAAAUUUAUGGCUUCAGACUGAGCAGUUCAUUAAGAAAUUGACCCAAACGUGAAAGCAGUCACACGGUGAAAAAAAGGGGGCCUUUUAGUCAAACUUUUAUUUGGGAUUAAUUGAGGACUUCAACUUGUCUCAGUGAGUGCUGGAAAAAUUCAGGCAUCCAGCAGUUAACUAACCAGACAAAGACAGGACACAAACAGACUGCAGCAGUGAUAGAAAAUACAAAUAAAUCAUAGCACUUUGUUUUAGACGUGUUUUUGCAACUUCACUGUGUUGAUGAUUUUUAUUUGCACAUCCAUUUCCUCCAGACACAUAUCAGCUCUGAUCUUACCUCAUAAAAAAAACUGCACAUCUGAGGCCACUGAGUAAAUGUUUAAUUACUUAAACUACCGGACACGUUAAAAAUCUGACUAGAUAGUGAAGCCAGAGGAAAAAAUAGGGGAACAUUAAAGUUAUUAUGGGGGAAACAUCAGCACAGCACUGAGUUUUCUGGAAACCCUACUUCCUCACUGCCUCUCUUUACCAUCCGAUUCACAUCACACUGUUUUUUUCAAAUUCAGACCUUUAUAAUCUCUGUUAAGUUUCUAUAAUUCCUUGUGUCUCUCUCUCUCAGUCCAUCAUGCUGCUGUUCAACAAGCACUCAGGAAAAACCCGAGAAGACGCCAAACUCGCCUUCCUCAAAAUCAUUUACAAAUGGCCCACGUUUGGUUCUGCCUUCUUUGAAAUCAAGGUGAAGAUUUCACACCUCAGUUCGAAACACUCUGAUGAUUUCGCUUUUUUGUGUGUUUAGCAGUAGAUAUUAAAAUCUCUCAAACUUUUCACUGAGUACAAACAUCAUAACGUAGCUUCACUCCAACAGGAAAACUAUUUCUUAUGCAUUUCAGAAUUGGAUUUGCCUUAAACAAAAGUCAAAAAGUUGAAAUGUUCAUCAAACUGUACUUCAGUAGUGCUUGAGUAAAUCUAUGAAAGUAUCUCUGUGAUAACGUCUGUCCUCUUUUGCUCUUUCUGCAGCAAUCCACUGAUCCAAAUUACCCAGAAACCCUCCUGAUAGCUAUUAACAAACAUGGAGUCAGUUUAAUUGAUCCCAAAUCGAAGGUGAGUCCGGAUUUAUCACACACACGAAUAUGUGAAGACGUGAUAUCAGAUUGUUUUGACAAGAUUUCCUUUGAAAAUACAAAUAGAGGUGCAUUUGUGCUGUUUAGGUGGCAAACUUACAGAUGUUUGUUCUUUGUCGGUGUGUUUCUGAAGAUAUUUGUGCAGCCUGUGUUUGAUAUCUAUUGUAUUAUCAUGAUUAUUUUUAUCUUUAUUGCUGUUUUUUGUGUUGUUGUUUUUUAAGUUCUUUGUACACUAUAUAUUGAAUUGUUUUGAUUUUAAUCAGUGAAUGAAGUAAAAAUUUAAAAAGAAAUAAUAAAAUUUAUGCAACAGCAGUUUUAUAUGUUUGGGACAUAUAUUUACUUAAAGAACUGCCAUAAAAUAAAGUUUCUUUGAUAUUUGGUAACAGUUUUUGAGUUUUGCUUUUUCAUGAUAGCACCAACGACGAGUCACAGACGGAAAAUGUUUUUGCAGUUUUUCAAAAAACCUCUGGAAAGCUCUGAAACUCAGGACUCAGCUGUCAGUCCAGGGAAUAUUUAAUACUGAAGGUCUUCUGUGUUCACCCUUCUGGUUGUUUUUCUCACAGGACAUCCUCACCACUCACCCCUUCACAAAGAUCUCCAACUGGAGCAGUGGAAACACGUACUUCCACAUCACCAUUGGAAACCUGGUCCGAGGCAGUAAACUGCUGUGCGAGACCUCACUGGUGAGACACUGACAUUAAUGUGAUUUUGAAAAAGGUAGUAAGGUGACAAUCAUUUAUCACCUUUCAUAUUACAUACUGCAUUCACUACAGUAUGUCUGACGGUGUCAUUUAACCCACCAGGGCUACAAAAUGGACGACCUCCUGACCUCGUACAUCAGCCAGAUGCUGACAACCAUGACCAAACAAAGAAGCUCCCGAGGAAACAGCAAAUAAACUCCACCACAGUCGAUCAAUUCACUCAUUCAUACAUGGAAACAAACGUGCAUUCAUUCACAAUCGCCCCUCUUGUGAUCUUCGAGGCAUUUCACUGUGAUGCUGAUGUUGUGUUUUCAUUCAUGUUGAUAUUUAUUGGCCCUGUCUUAAAACUCACCUACUUUGCCUUUGAAUUAUCUUUUUUCCACCUUUGGCAAUUUGAAUUUCAGUCGCUGUUAGCUGCGAGUUAGUUUUACUUGUUUAUCAACCAGGUAUUGGGAAGUGCUGCGAAACUUGACAAUCUUUAGACUUUUCAGACAGACUUUAACACCACUGUGACCCUGUUUACGCUUGGUUUUAAAUGAGUGAGCUAAACACAAGAAGAUAGGUGUGAAGCAAAGCUAAUCUAAAGCUAAUCUCUGAUCUCUAAUGAAUGAGAUUAUUAUUUUAUCAGAUGGACGCAGUGGGAAAUAACUAGCUGAAAGAAGUCAUUUGUGAACUAAAUUGGUACCACUAAACUGGCAAAUAUUAUCUAAGAGUAAUGUCAUGUGAGAGUCUGAAAACUAGACCGAAUCAUUGGCAUGCUGAUGCAAAAAUCAGGAGAGGAUUUCUUAUGAAAAACUAGUCGAAUUUCACCCACAAGCGGAAGUCAAAUAUGCCAGAACUACUUUAAGCGGAUUGAUUUGACUUAACUUCUGUGGCGUUGCACUUGUUAUGCAUUGAUAGGCAUACAUCCCACUGCGCAUUGCGAUGUCGAAAUGACAUCUAUUUAACGUAUUUUUUCAACGAUGAGGUACAAAUCUGGACUUCAUUUCAACGUCUAAAAGAGGUCCAAUAAUGACGUCUAAAUUUCUAACCUAUUUUGCACGUCGCACUGACGUCUCGAUAUGGUCUCUGAUGGACCGACCCAAUACUGACUCGAUCUGCACGUCUCUUUAUUUGGUGGGAUAGGCUUAUAAAAUAUCUAUGGUGAUAGGUUAAUAACCGUUGCCAAGGUGUUUAGACCAAUCAGAAUCAAGUAGAUAACAUAAUUGGAUGAAAGCCGGGAAAUGAUUCCUAAUGGUUCUGAUCAGCAUUGCUGUGUUUUAAAACUAAGAGUAAACAGGGUUAUUUUUCCUCCACUUUAAUGAGUGAUUGAGAUGGUUUAACGUCGCCUCUGUCUGUUUAUUAAAAAAGUCUUUCUUGCUUAAACUAUUGUGAGAAAAGAUAAGCAGUCCACCAAAUCCCCUCAAACAGACGUCUUAAUUCUUGUUUUUCUUUUACAUAGCUCCAUCUUAGAUUUAUUUAUUCUUAGAGUUAUUUUAAGUCAAAAAGACAUCCUUAAGUAAUGACUUCCUUUAGAAUACAUCCUCCUGAAGAUCACAUCUCUCCAAGAACAAACUCCAGUGCUGUGAAGUGGUGCAGAUUUGAACCUAUUUAAAAACACAAUCUGGUAAUUUUUUUUAUUGCUUUAUUAGUCAUGCAUGAGCGAGGACAUGGACUGAACGUGUGCCACAAAGUUCAAAGACAGUUAGUUUCUCUUUAAGUUUGGAUCCACAGUAGAUUUAACAACAGGCCGAUGUUAACAGUCUGUAGGUGUAGACUGAUAUUGGGCUCAUUUGUGUAUUUUUUUUUUCUAAAUGUAUAAACCAUUAGUGUUGAUUUUUAAGCAAAAGUCAUAAUCAGUUUUCUGUUUAUAUGAAGGAGGAAAUAUUCCACCCAUGUGACCAUAUUUACAAAUGUAGACAAAAAUAAACAACAUUUUACAAAAAGAAACAGAGAAGUUAUGAGAUCUGACCUUUUUUCUAAGAAGAAGUCAAAUCAAUGCAGGAGUCAGAAAUCUGAAGACAAGUUGAGUUCAGGAGAAAAGUCAGAAGUCCAUGAGUCAAGGUUUAAAAAAAAAAAAGUCAAAUUUAUAAAAAUAUUCCAUAGUUUUUAUGAAAGUCAGAACUCUAGAAAGAGUCAGAAUUUUAAAAAACAGUUUUACCUUUGAAGAAAUGUCAUUAAACUAAUGACAGAAACAAAAGGAACAGUGUAAAAAAUCAGAGAAAAAGUCACAUUUCAAAGAAAAAAAAAUCCAACUCUGAAUAGACACAUCAGAAAUUUUUAGGGGGAAAAAAAUCCAAAUUCAAAGGAAAGUAUAAAUUUUUAAAAAAUUCAGAUUUCUAAAAAAGUCCAAAUUUUGAAAGAAAACUGAACUCUGUUGAGAUUUCAGGAAAAAAAGGUCAGGAAUCAGAAUUUAACCCUUUAAUGCCUGAAACCACAAAUUAUGCCUAGAAAGUUAAAAAUUUUUUGGAGCUAAAAUGUUUAUUUCACUUACUACCGAAAAACAAAAAAAUCUAAAUGUCCUUAAAAUUUAACAAAUAUAUUUAUGUGUCUCAUUUGAUGCAUUAGAUGUUUUUGAAAACUGAUAAACCAAAAGAGAUUUUUAACAUUUAUCAGACUGUACUCUGAUGAUUUUUUUUGUUAUUUUUUCCAUCGUAUUGAUUUGAUAGCGGUAUCAUAAAAGUAUGUAUCAAAUACGAUACAAAGGCCAAUAAAGGGUUAAAGAAGAGAGUCUAAAAUGAAAAAGAAUCAAUUCUAAAUUCUCAAAAAAGUCUUCAGAAAAGUCCAGAAGGGGAUCAUUUAAGUUCUUGUAUCUUGGUGAAAAGUCAGAUUUCUAGGAUGAGUCCGCAUUUAGGGGAAAAAGUCUGAAAGGAAUCCUCGAGAAAAGUCUGAAUAAAAAGUAAGAAUUCAGAGGAAGCCGAGAAUUCUAAGUAAAGGUCAGAUUUGUGGGAGAAAAGGUUUAUUUUUUUCUUCAGUUUAAAAAAAAUAUUGAAUUCUGGUUCAGAGUUUACCAAGUUCACCUCAGUGGGUCUCUUCCAUCUAAAUGAAGCGACAAUCCAACUCUGUUUGUCAUGAUGGAAAUGAAAAACUCAGAAAGAAACAAAUAGUUUGCAUCCUUUUAAUUCAAACAAAGAGCACUUCAAAGUAAUUGUUUUUUCAGAGAUUGUAGAAUUUUGGCAGUAUGUGGCUCAGGUGUUGGCUACUCUAAAACACGGACAUCAGUGCUCGGUCACAGCUGCCAAGUUGUGCAUCUUCUCUGCCUGAGAGUUGGCGCUGGAGACCGACCAGAUAUCACUCAGCUCUACGACAUAUGAGAGAUACAGAAAUGAUGUUGGAUUUCAAUCACAAAAGGACUUAAAUUUCUAUAAAUAAGAACAGUGGAGUAGGUGCUGAAAGGAAUCACAGUAUCUCUGUCUCUGCCUCAUGUUGGCUCACCUGUUCUGAACUUGCUGUAAGUCCCGUUCUCCGCGGUGAUUUUGACCCCUGAGUAGUCAGCCAGUCUUCGCUCUCUCCACCUGACGAGCAAACACAGCGUGAACAUAACAUCGAGAUGAUCGCUGCUGCUUUCUAUCUUACAUAAAUGAUCACUUAAUACUUGUGUGAAAUACCAGUGAAAGAAGAAGAUGCUGAGGAUCAACAUGAGGGAAACCACAUCAGUAAGAAUCCACAUCAAGCUGUACUCAUCAGGACUCUGCGGGAUAAAAACAGGGUUUAGUUCAGUUUAGUUUAGUUCAGUCUUCUACCAGACAGGCAAAUUAUCAGAUGGACUGAAGUGAGAGCUUGUACUGUAUCUGGAGAGUUACCAUGAGGAGUAGAGGUGACUUCAUGGUGCUGAGGAGUUGUGGGUUGUUGGUGGUGAUGGACUGAACUCCACAGCACCAGGCCAGAGAGAAGAGCCACGGCUGACUUAUCACAUACAGGUUAGUGCUAAUGUUCACCGCAGCAUACUCUCUGCAUACACGUUAUAAAAGAGACAUAGUGAGCUACAGAGUGUAAAAACACACUCAAACACACACACACACGCACAUUUAGUGGUACCUGACGAGCUGAGAGGACAUAUGGCUGUAGUGUAGGUUGAGUUUGACGAUGUUGUUGCUCUGCAGCUCCUCUAGAGGGAGCCGACUGCCUGAUGUCUGCUGGAGGUCAGGAUCCAUCUCCUGGACCAGAGCGCGCAGGUCUGAGGGCAGCCACAGCACCUGGAAAGAAACAGAGAGAGAAUCAGAAUCAGAAAAUAUUUAUCGCCAUUUGUGCAAGAAAAGACAUAAUAGGAACUUGUUUUAGCGAUUUCCCCUGCACAUGUUACACAAAUGGACAGUGCGAGGGACAGGAACAGUGCCACAAAACAUAAACAUAACAAGUGAUGAGUAUUAUUAACCAUUAAAUGAUAAAGUCAAAGUGCAGAGGAGAGUCAGAGGUCAACAGUACUUCAAAGCUCAAAUCAAAAGAACACAAUCUCAGCCCAAGUCCAGCUUCUUCAAGAGCUCUUCACAAACUUUUCAACCAAUGGUUUCCACUCUCCCCCUCUUACAUAACUUCCAGGCAGCUAAUCAGAGCAGCAGCUCAUUAUCACGGCGUCCCUGCCUACUUGGAUGGCUGCAUGGAUACCAAAGUUAGGAGCAAAAGGCAAGGCACAAACUUGAAGUAUGAACGCUGUCUGGGAAAAAGCAGAUAUACAAAUAGUUUCAUUUAAAAAGGUGCAUGCUCAGACAGAUCAGGAGGUGUAUUGGCGCCAAGACCAUCAUUUAAAAGCCACCAGAUGUCAACAUGUUCGCCAAGUUUCAAGCUUCGAAGCUUUGAAACUUUUCCGGCUUAAAUCGAAAGAAGGAGUAAAAACUUUAUGAGGUUUUAUUCGCUAUCUCUAGUUCAUCUCUAGUUCUUUCAGCUGCAAUAAAACUGUCAAGUACAGUCAAGUAUUAGUCAGCACUUCAAGUUUUGUUAAGUGUCAAAAAUCUUUUUCAAAAGUUGUGAAAAAAAGGAAUAAAGUCAUUGCAGUAAUCUAAGAUGAUAAAAAAGGGACGUGUACUGAUCUGCAAAACAAAAUACAAUUUAACAGCAGACAAAAAGACAUAAAACUUUAUUUAUAUGUAUAUUUUUGAGUAUUUUCAUAGUCUUUUGGCUUUUAGAAGUCGUUUUAAAAAAAAUGUUCAUCAUACUUCUCAAGUUUAGUGAGUAAUAAAAAUAAUCAGUUAUGAUUUAAAGCUGCAACUUAAUAUUUUGGCCACUUGGGGGCAGCAGAGGCAUGCAGUAAACAGGGAUUAUUGACAUGUUGCUGUUAGUUGAUGUGGAAAAACUGAUAGUGUUUCGUUGACCUCUUUGACUAAUAAACUUCUGUUGAAAAUGUAAA
This is a messenger RNA of Xyrichtys novacula (pearly razorfish), 34600 nucleotides long. NCBI's taxonomy places the organism in Eukaryota, Metazoa, Chordata, Actinopteri, Labriformes, Labridae. The record is from the annotation of a GenBank genome assembly.